Ictalurus punctatus (channel catfish) is the source of this 1669-nucleotide messenger RNA. RefSeq names its product F-box protein 2 (gene fbxo2). Bases 176 to 706 code for a protein of 176 amino acids. The record is from RefSeq and is a predicted model, not a curated record. Gene Ontology annotation, molecular function: ubiquitin protein ligase activity. Lineage: Eukaryota; Metazoa; Chordata; Actinopteri; Siluriformes; Ictaluridae. The transcript has 6 exons. Gene Ontology annotation, biological process: glycoprotein catabolic process; SCF-dependent proteasomal ubiquitin-dependent protein catabolic process. Gene Ontology annotation, cellular component: cytoplasm; SCF ubiquitin ligase complex.
GGGGAGGAGAAACAGAUCACAUGACAUUGUGUUUCUGUCUGGUAGAGGCUGGGGCGUGUGUGUGAGCUCAUACACACAGACAAACUGAAGGACAAUUGCUGAGUCAGUGUGAGAAGACUCUUCAUCUGUUCUUUCCUCUCUGUUUACUUACAGGGACGUGGUAAAUAAUACAAAGAUGGCAAGAAAUCUUCUGAAAAAUCCAAACGGAGAAGAGAUGACGGAUUUCUGGGACCUGACGGAGAACGGUGGAACCCAGUGGUGCGUGGAGGACAUGCCCGGAGAUUGUGGACAUGAGUUCAGCAACGAGACUGUAACCAAAUUCUUCUCCACCUCCUUUGAACUGUGUCUUAAGAGUCAGACGAUUGAUCUUGUGGCAGAAGGCUACGCUCCUGAUGACUUGGACAGUCAGCCAGCGGUCACAAUUGAGGACUGGUACUGUAGCCGAACAGACUGUGGCUGUACGUACCAGAUAUCCGUCUGUCUCCUGGAUGAGAAUAAGGAGGUGUUGCAGGAGUACAAGCCCGAGAUUGUGACCAUUGACCCGGACACUGAUGACUGCUCAUGGAGACAGGUGACCCACACGUUUACUGACUACGGCCCGGGUUUGCGCUUCAUCUCUUUUGAGCACGGUGGAAAGGACACCAAAUACUGGAACGGCUGGUUUGGCGUGAGAGUGACGGGGAGCUCCGUCACGAUAGACAUCUAGAAGUCUAUGGAGAGUCGCGCGGAUCCGAUAAUAGCCUAACCACGAUCUGGAGCGUCUAGAACCUACAGUAGAGCAGUGGUUCUCAAAGUGGGGACCGCCCAGGGACCGUGAAGUGAGAGCAUAAACCUCAGGCUCCGACUGACACGUGACCAGCACUGUCCUGAAUCUGGCAUAGAUCUACCGGUAAUAAAGCAAUGGCAAUGAUGAAGAGAAGGAAUGUUUUAAACGUAUCAGAGUUAAAACCAGCUCUAUUUGAGAAAAAACUUUUUUUUUUUUUUUUAGAUAAUACUCGAUUUAUGAUUGUUGAACCUUUUCUAUUGAUGCAUUGAUCCAAAUUGUCCAAUCACUUGAUUAGUCCCAGGUGUGAAAUCCCAGUUUUACAGCAACAGGAAAGAGAUAACGAGAAUUUAAGACAUAAAAGACGACACAGCGAUGGAAAACUAUUAUUAGAACGUAAAAUAAUAGAAACUGAGAUGUAAUAUAACCAGAUACGCUGCUUAAAAAAGUUGUUCUUACUCACAACCACCACUAAAAUAUGUAUUAUUCAGCUCCUGUAGUCAGUUGAACUUCGAAAUCUAAAUGAAAAUGUGUUCUGUUUUUGUUGAAAGUUCACAAAUAAUAAUUUAAAACGCUCCUAUAAACAGACAUUAAACACUAAACCUGUUAUUAAAGCGGUCCCUGGAUGCACAAAGUUUGAGAACCACUGCUCUAGAGGUUAUUAGUAAGAUCUAUUUGAGUCACUUACUGUGCUUUUAGCAUCCUAGAUAGAGCGUGAAGCGUAUAUGCAUUGUGCACUGUAUAGACUUAUUACUGCUGAAUGUGUGCAUCUACUAACAGCUACCUCUACUCACACUCAUACUAGUAAUAAUAAUAAGAAUAAAAUACUCUGUGAACACACACCAGUCAGGCUGUUCCUGACCGCUCGUAAAAGAACACACAACCAAAUAAAAAAUGUAUGCCAUG